AUGGACAAAAAUAUUGGGAUGUAUAUGACAAAAGGAGGUGAUACUGAAGAGUAUUUUAACGACGAAGCCACUGAAGUAAUUGAAAAGGGGGUGAAUGUUCUAUUUAACAUACUAAAAACAACACUUGGUCCUCACGGUGCACUUAAAAUACUCAAAGGUAGAGACAACAUAGUUACAAAUGAUGGUGCAACAAUUUUACAAAAUCUACUUAUUGACAGUCCAAGUGCUAAAAUGAUUAUAGAUUCUUCUAAAUCACAAGACUUUGAGGAAGGUGAUGGCACAACUAGUAUUGCAGUAUUAGCAUUAUUGAUAUUAAGACAUGCAUUUAAGAGUAAAGUGCAUGUUUUGAGUAUAAUCAGGGGAAUAAGUCUUGGUGUUAAGACAGUAGAAAAUGUGUUGAAUAUAAUUAAGUUUGAAGCUAAAAACAAUGAUGUAAAGAAUUUAGUUAAAACUACUUUAAAUUCAAAAGUUCUUAAUUCUUAUCUUGAUCAGUUUGUAGAUAUUUGUAUGAAUGCUGUUAAUAAUUUAGAUAAAUCAUGUGAUUUGAGUUUAAUAAAUAUAGUAAAAAUUGAUGGAGAACUACAUGAAAGUUCCUGGGUUGAAGGACUAGUAAUUGAUAAAGAAUUAAAUUCAAAUGAAAUUGGUAAAGUUUUAAAAGAACCUAAAAUAUUGUUAGUUAAUACACACCUUGAUUAUGAUAAAAUAAAAAUUACAUCAAGUAAGAUUCAAGUAAAUUCAAUAAGUGAAUUAGAAGAUAUUGAAAAUGCCGAAAAGAAAAGAAUGGCAGAAAAGAUUGAUUUAAUUACACAGCAUGAUUUUGAUUUGAUAAUCAACCGUCAGUUAAUUUAUGAUUUUCCAAUGCAGUUGUUAGUUGAAAAAGGGAAAACAGUUAUUGAGAAUGUCGGUUUUGAAAAUAUUGAGAGAUUGGAGAAGAUUUCUGGAGGAGUUUUAUUAAGUCAUUUUAAUAAAAUUGAAGGUAAUGAAGAAGUAAAUUCAGUGUUAGGUAAAUGUGGUAAAGUUGAGACGAUUCAACUUAAAAAUAAAUAUUUUACUAAAUUUACAGGUGUGAAGAAUGGUGCAAGUACAAUUAUAUUAGCAGGUUCAUCACCAGUUAUGUUGGAUGAAGCAGAACGUUCAAUUCAUGAUGCUUUAUGUGUUCUUAAGAAAAUUAAGAAAAACCCAUUCUGUUUAUAUGGUGGAGGUAAUGUAGAAUCAAUUUUAUCAUCUGAACUUAACAAACAAGCAAAUUUAAACAAGACGAUUAAAGCUGAAGGUUUGAGAAUUUUAUCUAAUGCUUUUAGAGAAUUUACUGAGGUAUUAACAGAGAAUUCAGGAUAUGAAGGCAGUAAGUUUAGCACAGUAAUGAGGGCUAAUUAUGAAACAGUAAAAGAACAUUAUAAGAGUUCAUUUACAAAAGGUUUAAAUAUUGAGAAUGGGCAACCAGGCUGUAUGAAGGAUUUGGGUGUAAUUGAGGGAUUUGACAUGAAAAUGAGAGUACUUAAAGCUGCUUGUGAGACUGCUCAAUCAAUACUUAAAUGUGAUGGUGUAAUUAAACAUCAACCAAGAAAGAGAGACAGGUGUUAA
This is a messenger RNA of Hepatospora eriocheir, 1584 nucleotides long. The record is from the annotation of a GenBank genome assembly. NCBI's taxonomy places the organism in Eukaryota, Fungi, Microsporidia, Hepatosporidae.